Messenger RNA from Solanum dulcamara, 1473 nucleotides. RefSeq lists its product as uncharacterized. NCBI's taxonomy places the organism in Eukaryota, Viridiplantae, Streptophyta, Magnoliopsida, Solanales, Solanaceae. Bases 73 to 1233 code for a protein of 386 amino acids. The record is from RefSeq and is a predicted model, not a curated record. The transcript has 6 exons.
AGCCCUAAGUUCAUAACUCCAAAACUCUCAUCAUUUUCCUUCAUCUCUCUCCUGAAAACCUAAAAUUUCUCAAUGGAAGUCUCCGGCAAAGAUCAAUCUUCUGUUUCUGCGAAUGCAAAGCGAUCAUCAUCAGCAACGAAGCUUCUUCGAUAUCCACUGCGAUCGGGCACUAAGACCAAGGAGGAGAAGCCUCCUCUGACUGAUUCUUCCAACUCAUCGGUUCCCAGAAGGGGAAGACCUGCCUCAAGUGUUAGUAAGAGUAUUGGCGUCCUUGAUCUCGGUAAGGAGAAGUCUGCUGCUAAACCUCCAAGAAGGCUGUCUAUUCAGGCUAAGUCAAGUGCCAGCCCUGCCUCAAGAGCAGUAGGCACUAUCACUCCUAUUUCUGAGGCUAGAGCUAAGAGAUCCGUGAUCAACCAGGGGAAAACUAAUACACCGCUUUCAGCAGUUGCAAAGUCAUCAAAUGGAAAGGAAAUCAAUCGUCUAUUCUCUGCAUUCUAUUGGCUAUCCCAGAUUAAGCUCUCUGAAUCUGCUGUUAAGCAUUCAAUAUCUCUUGGGUUUUUCAAACUUGCUCUGGAAGCUGACUGUGAGCCGCUUCAACGUUUGAGGGAUGAGCUGAAAUCCUAUGUGCAACGUCAUAGCCUUGUAGAUCUCGGGGAGCCAGUGAAACAAUUGUUUGAAAGCUACAAUAUUUCUCAUGAUUUUGAGCAGUUGCAAGUAUCUGAGACUUGUUCCCAUGCACCCGAAGAUGGGACACCUUCAUCUGAUGAUGAAAUGCAUAGCUCUUCAUCUGUUGCUGGUACUGAGAAAUCAGAACCUGAAGUCUUGAACAAAGAUGCUACUGAAACUUGUCAAGUGACAGAACCAACUAAGGAGACUUCAUCUGUUGCUGGCACUGAGAUACUGGAACCUGAAGUCUUGAACAAAGAUGCUAUUGAAACUUGUCAAGUGGCAGAACCAACUAAGGAGGCUUCAUCAAGGAAAGAAAUUGCAACUAAGAACCGUAGAUCUGUAAAUAAGAUUGCUACAACUCCAAAAUCUACAGAGGUUUCUGGUACCAUAAAAAAGAAACUUGAAAAUCCUAAGCAAAAACCAAAUAAGGGGAAAAGACAGGGAAAGAAAUCUGCUGGAGUAGAAGGUCCUGCUAAUGCUGGCACUGCAAAGAUAGUCCUUCCAGAAGACAAAGAGAAUAUGGAUGCUCCACAGUCAGAAGAGAUCAAUGUUACAGAAGUUUAAACAGGUGUAUGGAAUCAAAGAAUGUUGAACAUACUUCUAUUAUGGUUAUUUGUUUUGGUGUUCAUAAGCAGGAAGGUUUUCCUUGUAUAGAUCAUAGAAGGGUCGAGUGGAAGUGUCAAUCUCUGGGGUGUGUAUUUGAAAGAGUCGUGUUUUCUUUGUUUGGUUCUAGUUUGACCCAAGACUUUUGGGCACUAUAUAUUAUACAUAUGUUUAUGUUUUAAAUUGCAUUUGGUUUUACAA